Ilyonectria robusta is the source of this 3657-nucleotide messenger RNA. RefSeq names its product tubulin folding cofactor D C terminal-domain-containing protein. The coding region runs from base 1 to 3657 and encodes 1218 amino acids. The record is from RefSeq and is a predicted model, not a curated record. The transcript has 3 exons. Gene Ontology annotation, biological process: post-chaperonin tubulin folding pathway; tubulin complex assembly; microtubule cytoskeleton organization. NCBI's taxonomy places the organism in Eukaryota, Fungi, Ascomycota, Sordariomycetes, Hypocreales, Nectriaceae. Gene Ontology annotation, molecular function: GTPase activator activity; beta-tubulin binding.
AUGGAUGCUCCAGAGGCCGACCUCGAUAUCAAACUGCAGAAGAUCUCUGGGGAUCUCCUCGGCGACUUUGACCGCUCUCUCCACGAUUUCCUGUGGAAACCCGACGGCCAUGGAGGUUCACGGGUUCGCUCACGGGUUCGAGCCAAGGAGAUAUUCCGGUUGACGUCGACCCUUCUGGACCCUUUCCAGGAACUCCCGCAACUGCUCGACCCGUAUCUGCCCAAGUGGAUUCCCCUAUUGGCUGACGCUUUUCUGAAGCAUCUGCAAACUCGACACCGUGGGAAGACGCUGUCGUCUCGUUCCAAGCUGCUGGUGUCUGUAGAGUUCGCCAUCUGCAAGAUCCUGUACACCUUUUGCAAGAUCCGAGGAGAAAAGAUCAUUGUGCGGUUUCUCAAUGUCGAAACCAAGUACCUUGAACUUCUGCUCCUAGCUAUCGAGGAAUCAGAACAGCCCUCAGAAGACGAGGAGUCUCUGACAAGGUGGUCAUGGGAAGAGCGAUAUGUCGUCCUUCUUUGGCUUUCUCAUUUGCUCCUGGCACCUUUCGAUCUCUCCACCAUCUCCUCUGUGGACUUGCAAGAUAUUGACACCCCGGAAAUCCCAGGCAUGAAAUGGCCAGAAAAUCUCCCAGCCAUCACUGUCAGAAUGAUACCGCUUGCUAUCAAGUACCUCAGCACUCCUGGUAAAGAAAGAGACGCGGCUAAGGCCCUGUUAGUGAGGAUGGCAACUCGACGAGAUAUGCAGCAGCUUGGAGUUCUUGAAGGCCUUGUGAACUGGUCUCUCGCCUCGCUCCGGUCACAGAAGGACACCCCUCCGCAAACGACUUACUUUUAUCUUGGAGUCCUCUCCUUUCUAGCCGGUGUGCUACGAUCUUCGUCGGAUACCUCCGACAUGAACCCAUAUCUGUCAUCCAUCUUCUACGCUGUCCACGCCAUUUCAACGACCGAGACUGAACUCUCUAAACCUAUCGUAUCAUUUGCUUUGGCAAGAAAGAUGGUUCUCAAAGUCAUCCGAACCGUCGUCGUUCUUCUCUUGCGACAGACCCCGCAGGAUAUGAGAAGCACAGAGCUUACGGAAACCGCCAUCGGUUAUCUUCUGGAAAGCGUCGCCGACAAUGACACACCCGUACGCUUUGCAGCUAGCAAAGCUUUGAGCAUCAUUGCUUUGAAGUUGGAUCCCGAUAUGGCUUCUCAAGUCGUCGAGGCUGUCCUUGAGUCUCUCAACCGGAAUGUCCUCUGGAUCAAAACAACUGGAGCCAAGCCAGUCAGAGACCUGUCCGCCGUCAACAACCUUGAGUGGCAUGGUUUGACUCUGACGUUGUCACAUUUGCUAUAUCGACGAUCCCCUCCAGCCGCGCAACUAUCAGACAUCGUACACGCUCUCUUGCUUGGCUUGUCAUUUGAGCAGCGAAGCAUGUCUGGUGGUAGCAUUGGAUCGAAUGUGCGCGAUGCAGCUUGCUUCGGUAUAUGGGCACUGGCUCGUCGUUACGCAACCGAGGAACUCCUGGCAAUCCCUAUGAAAUCUGUAUUUGCAGCUAAAGCACAUCCCGCCGCCAGUUCCAUCUUGCAAGUUUUGGGCACUGAACUCGUCAUCACUGCCUCGUUGGAUCCCGCCGGAAACAUUAGACGUGGCGCUUCCGCUGCUCUGCAAGAGCUCAUCGGCCGACACCCAGACACAGUUGAACAGGGAAUCUGGGUUGUCCAGGCUGUUGACUACCAUGCUGUCGCCCGACGAUCCAGGGCCAUUGAAGAAGUAGCCGUGGGUGCAGCGAAAUUGGCCAACCAGUACGGUGAGGCUGUUAUGGACACUAUUCUAGGAUGGAGGGGAAUCGGCGAUCUUGAUGCACCAUCAAGACGAGUAAGCGGGACAACAUUUGGUGUCCUGACGCUUCAACUCUCCGAUGCCACUUGUGAAGACCCUUUUACCCAAUUCAAGGCCUCCUUCCGGCUGAUUGAAACGCACUUGAAGACGCUUCAAGCUCGUCAAGUGGAAGAACGACAUGGGUUAUUGCUGUGUCUUGCCUCAACCCUGGAUUGUUUUCCCGCAUUGAUCAACAAGGGGUCCGCCUUCGACAUGUCAUUAAUCCACGAAGUUCUCGAAUCGGCAGCUGCCAUUCUCGACGACCUGCAGGCAACUGCUUAUCGACGAGUGGAGCUCCUUGCUGAAGCGGCCAGUCGACUCGUUGUCUCGCUGUUGCCGAUUCUCCAAGUUGCACUCCUAGGCGUAUCUUCAGGACAAUCCGUUGGCACUGGCCAUGAACUUCUCUCCCUGGAGAAUGAAUCUGGUUACUUGAGUCUAGUGUCUGCCCUUGACUCCUCAGACAAGACAAAUGAUCAAGCGGCCCGAUUUCUUUCCUCGCUGCGUUCCAUUAUCCCGGCAUGGCUCAACCGAAACGAAGUGGACACUAUCGAACCGGCCGCAGAGGCAGCGUUGAUACUCCUAAUUUUCUCUCAACCAGACGACCGGAACAGCAUUCUGGGUGAAUGGGCCCAGAUGGUCCAGAAUCGACCGACAAGUCGUGCCACUGCCCACGGCAACGGAUACUUUUAUGCCUUGACUAUUGCUCAACCUCUUGCUGACCUGUCCGGCGAUGUUGCUUGUAAAGCCAUUUUGGAACGGUGGCACUGGGACAGUGAUGUCGAGACUAGAGUCGCCAUACUCCAGAGUCUCACGCAGAGCCGCAUUCACCACAACAAGCCGAUGGAGUUCUUGGGCUUGAUCGCAGAUAGCCUAAAUGACUACACUACUAAUGCAAGGGGUGAUGUCGGAUCCCACGUCCGAGUCCAAGCUCUGCGGGCCGUGAGGGCGUUAUGGAACAACUUGGGCGGUGUAUCUGCUAAAGGUGAAUGGGCAGAGGCAUCAGUACAAGCCCUUUUUUUCAGCGUCCUUCGUCUCUCAGCAGAGAAGCUUGAUCGAGUUCGGCCAGAAGCUCAGCUUGCAGUUGCAUUGGUCCUCGAGGAUAGUCACUCCACGCAGUUCCGCGAACUCACCUUCUCCUCUAUGCCGUACUUCCAGGCUCUUCUCCAUCUCCAUUCGGUUGACCACCUCCAGCCCCUGCUUCGGGACUUGGCAACGUCGGACCCGGGAGCCUGGAUGGCGGAGCUCCUAGCCGGCUUCGUCACGUCUGCAGACACGGGUAAUGAGGACCUGGUUAUUGCUAGUCGGGCCGCGCUGUCGGACUACUGCGAGGCCAACCAAGAGAAUCUCGACCUGGUAUGCCAAGGCCUGUUCCAGAACCUCAAGACGCGGCAAGGCCAAGACAGGGUCCUGGUGCCGACACUGGAGAUCAUUGCCUUCCUAUUCCACGUAGGGUUCUUCCAGAAGAGCACCGUCAACUUUCGCAGCCUUUGCCUACAAACUCAGAAGGCAGGAUACAAGUCGGGCAACGUGCGGAAACUCGAGGCUUGCGUCAAGGUGUAUAGCGGAAUUGCGUCGAUGGGGGAUCAGGCGGGCGCCGAGGCGGGCGUCAUGGAGGCCCGGAAGCGGCUGGGAGCACUGUUCUUCCACCCAUGGCCUCGAAUCAAGAGCGUGGUGGUCGAUGCGCUCUGGGGUCUCUUGGGGGAUCAAGAGGAUGUCGCUGAGCGCUUGAAGGGGGUCGACUGGGGAGUGGCAAAGAAGCCACAGAUCAAGGCCGUAGUGGAGGAUCUGCGACUAGGAUGA